AUGGAGCUGGGAGAAACUCUCCUGCUCUUGCUGGUGGUUUGUAUUUCAACCUUCAUCCUCCUCUCAUCAUGGAGUCAAAUAGCUCGGAGAAGACAACUGCCCCCAGGCCCUGCGCCCCUCCCCAUUCUGGGCAACCUGCUGGAGCUGAAGGCCCAUGACAUGCUGAGGUCCUUCAAGAAGCUGAGAGACCAGUACGGGCCGGUGUUUACAAUUCAUUUGGGCCACCGACGGGUGGUUGUCCUCUAUGGCUACAAGGCUGUCAAGGAAGCACUGGUUGACCAUGCCGAAGAGUUCAGUGGGAGAGGGCACUUAGCCACAGUGGAUGACUUCGUUCAGGGUUUUGGAAUUGCUUUCGCCAAUGGAGAACGCUGGAAACAGCUCCGCCGAUUCACACUCAGCACCUUGCGGAAUUUUGGGAUGGGGAAACGGUCCAUUGAAGAGCGGAUCCAGGAGGAGGCCCAGUUCCUGGUAGAAGAAUUCAGGAAAACGCACGGCUCGGCCUUUGACCCCACAUUCAUUCUGAGCCGUUCCGUCUCCAAUGUCAUCUGCUCCACCGUCUUUGGCCAACGCUUCGACUAUGAAGACAAAGACUUCCUGUCAUUGUUGACCAAGAUAAACGAGAACUUUGUGUUGAUGAGUGCCACCUGGGGACAGUGCUAUGAGAUGUUUUCUUGGAUCAUGAAAUUUGUGCCAGGACCCCACCAGCGGAUGUUUCAGAACCUCAACAAUAUCUACGACUUCGUGGCCGAGAGGAUCAAAAUGAACCAGGCGUCGCUUGACACUGAAAGCCCACGGGACUUUAUUGACUGCUUCCUUAUUCAAAUGGAAAAGGAGAGCAAAAACCCUUUGAGUGAGUUUCACCUUAAGACGAUGAUCAUGACUGUCCUCAACCUCUUCAUUGCUGGGACAGAGACGGUGAGCUCCACGCUCAGGUUCGGAUUCCUGAUUCUGAUGAAAUAUCCCGAGGUGCAAGCAAAAGUGGCCCAAGAGAUCGAUGAUGUGAUCGGGAGGAGCCGCGUGCCGAAAGUGGAGGACCGGACUCAGAUGCCGUACACGGAUGCUGUGAUCCAUGAGAUCCAGAGAUUUGGUGAUGUCAUCCCCAUGAACCUACCUCAUGCCGUGACCCGGACGAUGCAGUUCAGGGGCUACACUUUGCCUAAGGGAAUUGACGUCUUGCCCUUGCUGACCUCUGUGCUGAGAGACCCCGACUGCUUCAGUGACCCCGAAAACUUCAACCCAGGUCAUUUCUUGGAUGAGAAGGGUCACUUUAAGAAGAGUGACGCCUUCAUCCCCUUCUCCACAGGGAGAAGGAUCUGUGCUGGGGAGGGCCUGGCCCGCAUGGAGCUCUUCCUCUACCUGACGUCUAUCCUGCAACAUUUUGCACUCACAUCUCCUGUUGACCCCAUGGACCUUGACCUCACCCCGCCAGUGAGCGGCUUUGCAAACAUUCCCCCCACCUACCCGCUCUGUGCCAUUCCACGCUGA
Messenger RNA from Elgaria multicarinata webbii, 1485 nucleotides. Its product is annotated as cytochrome P450 2G1-like. Gene Ontology annotation, molecular function: oxidoreductase activity, acting on paired donors, with incorporation or reduction of molecular oxygen, reduced flavin or flavoprotein as one donor, and incorporation of one atom of oxygen; heme binding; arachidonate epoxygenase activity. The record is from RefSeq and is a predicted model, not a curated record. Gene Ontology annotation, cellular component: cytoplasm; intracellular membrane-bounded organelle. NCBI's taxonomy places the organism in Eukaryota, Metazoa, Chordata, Lepidosauria, Squamata, Anguidae. The coding region runs from base 1 to 1485 and encodes 494 amino acids. The transcript is spliced from 9 exons. Gene Ontology annotation, biological process: xenobiotic metabolic process; epoxygenase P450 pathway.